This is a messenger RNA of Nestor notabilis (Kea), 501 nucleotides long. It is a transcript of the gene PXDC1, whose product is annotated as PX domain containing 1. Gene Ontology annotation, molecular function: phosphatidylinositol binding. The annotation marks the transcript as partial. The transcript has 4 exons. The record is from RefSeq and is a predicted model, not a curated record. Lineage: Eukaryota; Metazoa; Chordata; Aves; Psittaciformes; Psittacidae.
CUUGUGUACACAUGGAAGUGCGCUUUUGUCUGUGCUCAUGAUCUGUCUACUUUGUUUCUAGGGCUCAUCACAAUAAAAGAAGCCCAUGAUAUAGAAGCCAGACUUAAUGAGGUGGAAAAGCUUCUGAAGACUCUUAUAAACAUGCCAUGGAAGUAUUCAAGAUCUGAAGUUGUCCUCACAUUCUUUGAGAGAUCUCCUUUGGACCAAGUUCUAAAAAAUGACAAUGUCCAUAAAAUUCAGCCAAGCUUUCAAAGUCCAGUUAAAAUAUCAGAAAUCAUGCGAUCAAAUGGAUUUUGUUUAGCCAACACUGAAACAAUAGUCAUUGACCACAGUAUACCAAAUGGAAAAGAGAAGCACCUGGAUGUAGAUUCAGCAGAACACUUGUUUGAAAGUGUUAGUGACUUCACCUCAGAGCUAGAAGACAGCGAUGAUCCAACAGCUUAUGUCACCAAUUUGACAUACUACCACUUGGUCCCGUUCGAGACUGAUAUUCUGGACUGA